AUGGCGAAACGAAGACCUCCUCUGCGUACCGUACCGGCGAGUGCGUUUGUAGAAAUGAGUUUGGAAACAAUUAGGUACAAUAACAACGGCUACGCGAUGACACGACCGACGGUAGUGACGAGAGAAAAAAUAUCUAAUGUGGAUCUGAAGAACGCGACUCUGCAGCUCAGCAAUCUCAUCAUGAAGCUGCAGCAGCAGCAGCAGAUCGAAAACCUGGAGAACCGUGCAAAUCUGGCUGGCAACGGCAACUACAGUCUGGACGAGACCGUUAAGAAAUUGAAGAAAUUGUUCCGGUCGCCAGAAGUCUGUGAACUGCAAUCGCCAAGGGAUGCGGAUGUCCGAGCCAGAUUGAUUUCGAAGCUGGAAGCCGAUGAAAACGCAGCAGGAGAUGUAGGUAAAGUAACUCUGGAGAAUCUUGUAGAAGAAUUUCAUCGCGUGGUCAAUUUCAAGCUGGACUCACCGAUGGUAGAAAGCAAAGAAGAACGCAACAUCGAGUUCCUGGGACAAAUCGUGGACCAUGGGAAAUCCUUCUCGAGGAGGUUCAAUCCACAAUGGCGUACGUCUGGUUCGCAUCCUGUUACGAUUAUUGAAGAGGCAAAGGACGAAGCUUCAUCCAUACCGACGUCGAAGCCAUCCGGUCUAGAUGAACCCAAGCAACAAUCAAUGAAUGGAAGCAAUCCGAAUGGUUCCGAUAAACCAACGGUGGGCUUCAACCUGAAAAAGCUCCGGAAACUCGAGAGAUUACAGGCCAAACGGUUAGCAGCAGAAGAGCUGAAGAGGCAGACCAUCAGAGAUCAACUAAAAAGAGAGCAGAACUUUUCACUGCAAACUGAGAAACGAGUGUUUGAACAAUGGGAACAAAUGUGUUCGGAUGUGCAGUAUCAAAGUAUAUGGGAGGACAUGCUGCAAAUUCAGCAGUACAUCCAACCGCGGCUAGAUAGGAAAAAUUUCUGCAUAGAGAGGCUGCUUACAAGCCGGACGGAAAUCGAGGAUAUUUACUCUAGAAAUUUGCAGCGAUUGAAGAAAUUGAUUCAAUGUUAUUUAGACAUUCAUGCAUACUUUCGGGACAAUUUAUCGCAACAAUAUGAAAAGGAUUGCAAGAAUCUCUUGGACGAGUUUCGCCGUGAUGCUCUACUGAAAGAGAGCCAUGGAAAUGAGUGUACUCUACAAAUGGAAGGUGCAAUUAUUUCUUUGGAGGAUGCGAUGGAACAAGGUCUGCUGGAUGACCGUGUGGAUUUUAUAAAGAAGAAUGAUGAAACUAUUAAUACACAUAUUGAAAAACGCGAUCGACUGCGCGACAAAAAGCUGGACCACCUCCAGCAACUGCACGGGGAAAUCAAGUCGGUUGUAAAAAAUUAUCUAACUACCAUUUUGCAUCCGGAGAAAGCAAAAGCUUAUUUCGACUUAUAUGGCACAGAUGAAGCAUCCCAGCAAUUGAUUACCGGAAAUAGAGUGAAAAUUAAACAAUUGCGUGAAACCAUAAGACAUUUGAACAGAAAAAUAAUUGAAGUAGAUAUAGCUGGUAAUCGGAGAGUAAUAACCAAAAGAUUCGCGAAACGUAAGCUUGAGACUGAUUUGGACUCUCAUAAGCGGACAUUGGCCAAAUUGGAAGUAGACCAUAAGGAUCGCAUGAAAGAGCUUUCCUACAAUGCAUUUCAUGUACAAACUCAUCUGGACCAAUUGCUGGGACGAGGUAAGCUUAUACUGGGACUAGCUCGAAAUUGUUCCAAACUUGAGUGCGAUGACGACAAAAAGUAUUUCGAAAGGCGUGUUAAGCAAGGCCGUACCGCUACCAACUGUCCAGCUGAGUAUGAGUUUUUCUUCGAUAAAAUCAAUCGUGUGGAAGCAAUUAACCUCUUACUAGCGGCUGAAAGGGAUAAACUGCAGCAGACCAAUCGUGAAUUGCAGGAUAAAUUCAAAGAGUACUGCAAAUUGAAUAAUCCAAAAGCUGAUUCUGUCAAUUUGCAGUUGGUUGCAACAAAUAUUUUCACUAGUGAAAAGCCAAAAUGA
This is a messenger RNA of Sabethes cyaneus, 2010 nucleotides long. RefSeq names its product dynein regulatory complex subunit 2. The transcript is spliced from 9 exons. The record is from RefSeq and is a predicted model, not a curated record. Bases 1 to 2010 code for a protein of 669 amino acids. NCBI's taxonomy places the organism in Eukaryota, Metazoa, Arthropoda, Insecta, Diptera, Culicidae. Gene Ontology annotation, cellular component: axoneme; axonemal dynein complex. Gene Ontology annotation, biological process: axonemal dynein complex assembly; regulation of cilium movement; cilium-dependent cell motility.